This is a messenger RNA of Bacidia gigantensis, 1125 nucleotides long. RefSeq lists its product as uncharacterized. The record is from RefSeq and is a predicted model, not a curated record. The transcript has a single exon. Bases 1 to 1125 code for a protein of 374 amino acids. NCBI's taxonomy places the organism in Eukaryota, Fungi, Ascomycota, Lecanoromycetes, Lecanorales, Ramalinaceae.
AUGCGUACAAACUCCUUACCUAUAUGGUUGAGUGCGACUGGCGUCAUACUACACGCUGCAGGACUAGCGUCUCCUCAACGUCACGGUGUCGUUCAUUGGGUCAGACCAGCACGCCCACAAGUCGUGACAACGUCGAGCUCAUCAACAACUACCGAAUCAAGUGAAUCGACUUCAGGCGCCCUAGUCAACAACUUAGACCUCAAUAAGGACGCAGUGAACAACCAGGCAGUGGUCAAUCAAGUCGUCCAAAAUCAAGCUGCCACAACCACAGAACAAAGCUCCUCUACAAACACUGCGAGCACAUUGGGCACCACCAAAGAAUUGGCAUCAACAGAUGACACGAGCACAACAGAUGACACGAGCACGAAAAGCACGACAAACAACGGGGCUUCCUGCGGGACUGGUAAAGGUGGUCAGCAAAUAACAUGGCAAGGGCAGGUAGUCUCUCUUUACCGCGCUCCAGAUGGUUCAACAGAAACCAAAGGAUGUACCGACGUUACGGGUUACACAGGUCAGCUCCAUCUUGGGAGCAACGAUGGCAAAGCUACCAUAUUCGAAACCAAUCCUUCCAACUACUAUGAUGUCAGCAUGAUUCUUGGAUAUACAGUCCCCCUUACUUGUUGGCCUACCGGCAAUGAGGGAAUCAAAACUGGAUGCAAUCAAGAUCUCGGCUCUCCGAAAGCAAAUCCUACUGGGCCAGGCGGUACCCUUGAUCCUGGCCCAUAUACAUGCCCAGACUGCGUGCCGUGGUGUCACGCGUGCGAUAAAGCUCCACCUGGCUUCGAAAAGUGUGCAGGUGGUGCAUACACUUAUCCAUACGAUGACAAAGCGACGAUAGGACCUCAUAUCGAUGUGACAUGCUGUGUGGGAACAAAUUGCCCAGCCAACUCUCCUGCACAAGGGUCGACAGCAGGAGGAAACCCACAGACCGCUGCAAGCCGAGCUGAUGGUAAAGGUUGUGCGCACUGUCCAGCGGGGACAGCGAAAAGAAGUGCAAAGGAUGAAAUUCAAGAAGUUGUUGCUGCAAAUGACACCAAAACUACCCCACCAGUGCACAGGCACUGGAGUAGAGGACAUGGUAAAAGAUUCACAAACAACCCUUACUCGCCAGUUCUUGAGGGAUAA